GACACAACUGGCUACGGAACAACUGGAUACGGAACAACUGGAUACGGCACGACUGGCUACGGAAGCCGCUAUGGGUCCAACGCCUACGACAACACUUACGGGACGACGACCUACGAUAACGGCUAUGGAACGACUGCGUAUGAUCCCAGUACGGGCGCGUACGAUCAGCAUAUGGAUUAUCGGACGGAUGGGAGUCAGAGACAUCAUCGCGAGCGGGUGAAUCCGAGUGGGACGUAUCGGCAUCGGGAUGUGGACCGACGGGAUGAUGGGAGUACGAGGGUGCAUAGGGAGUAUGACAACCCGAACACGGGGACGAGCUACCAUCGGGAUUUUGAGCGGUAAUUUGUUCUGUGCGCAGGGGAGAUAAAAGAGGGUUGGCGUUUGGGGAGGAUGAGAGGGUUAGAUGGGGGAAUCAUUAAAACUAAUGGGUGGUGUAUUUGUAUAUAUGGAUUGGACUUGAAAAUUAGCAAAAAGGUUAAAACAGGAUAAAGGACAAAAAAAAAAACGGAAAAGCGUC
This is a messenger RNA of Aspergillus ruber CBS 135680, 517 nucleotides long. RefSeq lists its product as uncharacterized. NCBI's taxonomy places the organism in Eukaryota, Fungi, Ascomycota, Eurotiomycetes, Eurotiales, Aspergillaceae. The coding region runs from base 172 to 342 and encodes 56 amino acids. The transcript has a single exon. The record is from RefSeq and is a predicted model, not a curated record.